CGCCGGCACGUGGCUCGCGUAGCGCCGGCCGCCACAGAAGGACCUUGUUUGCUCCUGGACCGUGCUCUGAGCAGGGCUGGGCUGGGCUCGGAUGUGCUCUGUGGCUGCCUUGUCUCAGGGCUUUAAAUAUUCAUGCUUUUGAUUUCCUCUGAGCUGCUGGCAACCGCUUGCGAGCGCAGGGGCCAGAGCGAGCCGGCAGGGGCGGAGGGGCAGCGCUUCGGGACCUCGUCUGUGGGGCACGGGGGGCUGUGCUGAGCCCCUGCUGAAGACAAUGGGAUUCGUCGUGGGUCCGGUUCAGGAGCGGCGUGGGGCAGUGGGGCUUGAGGACCUCCCAGCUGCGUGCUGAGCCCCCUCACCGGCCGCUCCGUGCGGCCCCGGGCUGUAACCACAGCCUCGCUUCCUCCCCUCUGCACCCGGAGCGGGGGUUGCUCUCCAUCCGCCCGGAUUGCUGACGCUGGUUGCUAUCGAUCGGCUUUUGACGGCGUGGAGCUGGGCAGCCCCUGCUGCGUUUUCUCCUCGUGAGCCAUGCGGGGCUGCUGGGCACCGGGCACGGAGCUCGGCCUCAAUCGGAGCCUGGGGGAGGAUUCCAGGAGGCUGUAGGCGCUCAGACGCUCCGUGGGGUCGCAGUGAGGGGUGGGCAUGCGCCAGCCCUUCUCGCCUCUCUCUCUCCGCGAUGGAUCUCCUGCAGAAGAGCAAAUACAGCCACCUGAGGAACGAGUCUGUCUCCUCCCUGGAGGAGGCAGUGGGAGCCUUGGGGACCCCGGCGUCCCCGGUGGAAUCCCUGGCAGGCACGCGGUCUCUGCCUGGCUCCCUGUCGUCCUCCUCCCUCAGCCCCAUGCUGCCUCUCGGGGAGCUCUCAUCCGAGUCGGAGGACAGCCCCACCACCCUCUGCUCUUUCUUCCCCAAAAUGGCCAACCUGAAGCUCUCGAACCCCGCCAACCUGCUCAGCUUACGGGGCUCAUCGGCUGGCAGCCUCAAAGAUGCCGGGAGCUCGGGGCAACCCGUCCUCACCGGGACGCUCACACCGGCACCGGGGGGAACAACCGGCCCAGACUCAGCAGGACCUGUCACUGUCUGUUCCCAGGAUAUGAACAAGCUGAGCUGUGCCAAGAGGACGCGGGUGGAAGGCGGCCAGCUGGGUGGUGAUGAAUGGACCCGCCACGGCAGCUUUGUCAAUAAGCCCACGCGUGGCUGGCUGCACCCGGAUGACAAGGUCAUGGGUCCUGGGGUCUCCUACCACGUCAGGUACAUGGGCUGCGUAGAAGUCCUUCAGUCCAUGAGGGCUUUGGAUUUCAACACCAGGACUCAGGUCACCAGGGAGGCCAUUGGCCUGGUGUGCGAGGCCGUGCCCGGUGCCAAGGGAGCAGUGAGGAGGAGGAAGCCCUGCGGCCGCUCUCUGAACUCCAUCCUGGGCAAAAGCAACCUGAAGUUCGCCGGCAUGCCCAUCACCCUGACCAUCUCCACCAGCAGCCUCAACCUCAUGGCCUCUGACUGCAAGCAGAUCAUUGCCAACCAUCACAUGCAGUCCAUCUCCUUCGCUUCUGGGGGCGACCCGGACACAGCUGAAUACGUUGCCUACGUUGCCAAAGACCCCGUCAACCAGAGAGCCUGCCAUAUCCUGGAGUGCCCUGAGGGCUUGGCCCAGGAUGUCAUCAGCACAAUUGGGCAAGCCUUCGAGCUGCGCUUCAAGCAGUACCUGAAGAACCCCCCAAAGCUGGUGACACCCCACGACAGGAUGGCAGGGUUUGAUGGCUCAGCCUGGGAUGAGGAAGAGGAGGAGCCUGCCCCAGAUCACCAGUACUACAACGACUUCCCCGGCAAGGAGCCUCCUAUCGGUGGGGUCGUGGACAUGCGGCUGCGGGAUGGGGCUGCGCAGACCCCCAAUCACCUGGGGGCCACGCUGCCUGUUGGCCAGACGUCUGGUGGGGAAUUUGACCCCCGGAAGCAGCACGGUCCCGCUCAAGCAGGAAGAGAGAAAUACCCGCCUGCAGCAUCCGGCCGCACGGAUCUGUUUGAUGACCCAUCUUAUGUGAACGUGCAGAACGUGGACAAGACACGCCAAGCAGCAGCUGCAGGCAGCCCUGCAACAGCCAACGGCAGUGCGCAGCGAGAUCUCUUCGACAUGAAGCCAUUCGAAGAUGCCCUGCGUGCCCCCCAGUCUGCGCCCGUGAGCGUUCCGCCUGCCCAGGUUGUGGCUUCCAUGGAGGAGCAGCUGAGGAGGGAGCCUUGGUACCACAGGAAGAUGAACCGCAAGGAGGCUGAGAAACUGCUGAAGGUGAACGGAGAUUUCCUGGUGAGGGAGAGCACCACCACCCCCGGGCAGUACGUGCUGACCGGCCUGCAGGGUGGGCAGCCCAAGCAUCUGCUGCUCGUUGACCCCGAAGGAGUGGUCCGGACAAAAGAUCACCGUUUUGAGAGCGUCAGUCACCUCAUCAGCUACCAUAUGGACAAUCACCUGCCCAUCAUCUCAGCUGGCAGCGAGAUGUGCCUGCAGCAGCCGGUGGAGAGGAGACUGUGAGCUCCUGGGGGCCUCGGUGCGCUCCCCCCCAGCCCUGCUUCCCACCCUGGGGAGCACUUGGACUCAGCCGGGGCUGAGCGUGGACUGCCUUGGGGAUGGGCCUCACCCUCCCCCCACCACACGAAGCUGGCGGCCCUGGGCUUCGGGCAGCAUGGUGUGAGCUGCCUGCGGGGCCGGGGGCUGGUGGUGCCAAAGCCCCCUCCUCUCCUCCCAGCUCCAGCCUUCGCACAGCUGCUCCGCUUGUACCAAAUCCCGCCCCCGUACGGUGUCACCGCUGGGGCACGAGCCCGGGGCCGGGCCCUGCUCCAGCCUGCUUGGAACUGGGGGUGGCCGGGCUUCGUCCGGUGAGCAGCACCAGCCCCGGGGGUGGGGGUGGGGGGUUGGGGGCUCACCCAGGGCUGGGCCCUGCGCUCUGCUCCCCAAGCACAAGGCCCGGCCGGCCGCGCACCGAAUGUACCCGAUCACUUUAUGUGUAACUGUGCCUUGACCCCGCAGGUCCCACACAUAUAUGCAAUGCAGCCGGGCAGGGGGCGAGGGCUGACAGCUCCCGCGUGCCCUCCGGGUCCCGCCAAGCCCCUUCUCGGGCACCUCUCUUUCUGCCGGAGCUGGCCGGGCCCCACUGCAUGCACCUCGACCCCCCGAAGCCAAAGCGCAGCCCUGCCCCGGCCCCGCUAUAACCAAAGGAUCCGGCGGUUCGUAUUAAAGUUGGUAUUUCUUUA
Messenger RNA from Lagopus leucura (white-tailed ptarmigan), 3237 nucleotides. RefSeq names its product SHC adaptor protein 1 (gene SHC1). Lineage: Eukaryota; Metazoa; Chordata; Aves; Galliformes; Phasianidae. Gene Ontology annotation, biological process: cell surface receptor protein tyrosine kinase signaling pathway; intracellular signal transduction. Gene Ontology annotation, cellular component: plasma membrane. The record is from RefSeq and is a predicted model, not a curated record. Bases 674 to 2518 code for a protein of 614 amino acids. The transcript is spliced from 12 exons. Gene Ontology annotation, molecular function: receptor tyrosine kinase binding.